ACUUAAUUAAAUUUUGUAUGGGAGUAUGGGACUCUAAUCUAUCUCUCACUCUCCCAUACCAAACUUGAUCACGCAGAUUAUGCUUCGAAUUUCUUUGUUCCCUUCUCCCUCUCAUCUCCCUGUUCUUCUUCCGAAAUUACAGAGCGCAGUUCUCCUUCUUCGCUCACCAAUCUCGGGCUCCACUCAACGUCGUUCACAGAUAGCAUCUUAUACGACGACGUCUUCUGCUAUGGGAUCCCAGAACAAACUCCUCUUCCGUCAGCUCUUCGAGAAGGAGUCAUCUACCUACACUUACCUUCUUGCUGAUGUUCUCCACCCUGAAAAGCCUGCAGUGUUGAUUGAUCCAGUCGACAAAACAAUGGAUCGGGAUCUUUCACUUGUCAAAGAAUUAGGAUUGAAGCUUAUUUAUGCUCUAAACACGCAUGUACAUGCUGAUCACGUAACUGGCACUGGUUUGAUCAAGUGUAAGGAUCCUAGUGUAAAAUCUAUCAUCUCCAAAGCAAGCAAUGCAAGUGCUGAUCUUUUCGUUGAACCUGGGGACAAAAUCCAUUUUGGUGAUCUUUUUUUGGAGGUACGUGCCACCCCAGGGCACACAUUAGGUUGUGUCACCUAUGUUACAGGAGAUGGCUCCAACCAACCCUACCCCCGAAUGGCCUUCACUGGUGAUACCCUACUGAUCCGUGGAUGUGGAAGGACAGAUUUUCAGGGUGGAAGCUCAGAGCAGCUGUAUAACUCGGUACACACACAGAUAUUUACAUUGCCAAAAGACACUUUAGUGUAUCCAGCUCAUGACUACAAGGGAUUCACUGUCAGUACAGUCGGAGAAGAAAUACUAUAUAACCCACGCCUGUCAAAAGAUAAGGAGACAUUCAAAGACAUUAUGGCAGGUUUGAAGUUGUCGUACCCAAAAAUGAUGGAUGUUGCUGUUCCUGCUAACAUGGCCUGUGGGUUGCAAGAGACCAAACUAUAAGUGUGCAUUCAUGUCACACAUCAUCAUAACCCCGGGGCUGUGUUUAUUAUAGAGGCUAUUGCACUAUUAAGGAAGCCGAAGUAGUGAAAUGAACCGGAUUGGCGGUUAAAGGCUGUAACUGUAUGAACGAGCCAUGGUUUUUUUAAGAAGGUUGAUAUCCUGCAUUCAGAUGCCACGGAAGGAUCUACUCUCGAGCAGUUACUAGGCUGAAAUACGAGCUGGCACCAAUAACAUGAUUUUUUAUUAUUGAAAAGUACAAUUAUAAGUUAUUUCAUAUUAUCGUAUAUAUUUUUAUUCUAUUAAUAAAAUUUACCUUAAAUAUAUUAAUUUACUACGUAUUACUUAACAGAUUGGAUUGUCUUAAAUAGUACGUAGUUCACAAUCUUAUAUUUUCCGUAUAAUUUAGCAUUUAUAUUAUACUCCCUC
Molecule: messenger RNA, 1396 nt
Organism: Cuscuta epithymum
Lineage: Eukaryota; Viridiplantae; Streptophyta; Magnoliopsida; Solanales; Convolvulaceae
Source: the annotation of a GenBank genome assembly